AAAUAAUGGAAAAUUGCAACAUUCGCGGAAAAAAAUGUAUUUCGCGGCAUGCCAGAGCCACACUAACGCUCGUCGCUAAAAUGGAGUAGCAAAGAGAAAUCAUUUUAUUGUAGAUUUUAAAUUCUAAAAAUCAUGACAAAGCGAAAAAGAAAGGUAGUGAAGCGGAUAGCAUGUAUGAAAUAACGCGCACGUACGCGGCAUAUGCGUCGUGCAUCAACAGAGCCCAUUCGCUCCGUUGUUUCCGAAAGCCUCGCCAAGUAACCAAACUUUUCGACGUCAGGAUCACGGCAACUAACCUUGCUAAAUUCAAAAUUUGACUAGUAUAUAUUCCAAUUCCGGUAAAUUUGCAUUUCAAUGGCCCACUCGCCGGCAAACGAGAUUCCAUCUGCCGUCACCUGCCAUACUGAGCAGCUUAUUCGACCGGAAGUCUCGACGGUCGAGCUACCGGCGGAUCUGCCGCGAGGUGGAAACAAAAGUCGCAGAUACGAAAAUAGCCCACUUUUAAAUUCCGACGCAACGUAUAACGUCCGCGAUUUCAUAACGCAAGAAGACAACGAAUCACUGGAUAAAAGUUAUGGAGACGGUUCGCCGAAUGAAAUAUGCGCCUUUAAAUUGGAUCAGGGGAAGAUUGAUGAGCUCAGCGCGAACGAUUAUCACGCUGAAACGUGCGUAUCUUCCAGCCGCGAAAGCGCAAUACAAAAGGAAUCUCGCAAGGAAACGGUCAAGAAUGAUGGCGCUCUCUCAAGGAACGAAGAUGAAUCUCGAUGCAAAUCGAAUCGUAAGAGAAAAACACGUCGCAAGAUGCCCGAUGGAGUUGUCAUUGAUCUUAGCAAUGAUAUUUAUGGCAUGUCCCGUGGCGGCAUAAAAAUCAGCGUUAUUUCCAUGUAUAAUCUGGUACCCGAAAUGAAAUUUAUCGCAGUGCCCAAGAAACGGCAUUCAAUGUGGAAUCCCAAUUCGAGAAACAAAAUCGUCGAUAAUUCUAUGCUGGCCGUGCUUUGUGCCGAAAGUAGCGACAAAAUGAAGAAAUCUCGGAGAUCAACAAGACGCAAAUACAAAAAUUAUUCGAAAGAAUCAAAGAAUGACAUAUUAUAUAGGAAUGCCAGUACGACUGUCGACGCACCGAAAAAAUUCGAAAAUAUAUUAAACGGACGGGAGUUACAUCCAGAAAGUAAUACGCAGUCGCUUUGUACGCCCCACGAGAUUCUUAACUCAACGCAAUGCUGUCAUCAUAAUGACACGAUGGCUGAUAUUGAUAACGCGCGAUAUCCGAUAUUGAACAUAAAGCAAACAUGUGACGACGUGAGGAAACGUAUCGCGAACUACUGCAGCUGCUCGAUUUUUAACGGCAAGCAUCAAGAAUAUCAUAUUUGUGAUCGGGAGGAUUACAAUACAGAUGGUUCCGAUUUCAAUACGGAGAUGCAAGCUGAUUGGUCGGCCGAGUGCUUUCAUCCUGAAUGCGCCCGCGCGAGGGGAUGUCGAUGUUUCUAUGACUCGAGUGAGUACGAUCCCGAUAUAAAUAUGCAACGCGACCGUUGCCCCCUGAUGUCGCAAACGGCAAGACUGUUCGAGAAUUCCGCACUUUUGUGGAGGCAUCAAAGGGAAGAGAUCGGAGCGGACGAGCCCCGGACGGAUAUCGCGCCUGAAUUCGCAACGGAAGCCGAUGAAUAUUCUCCAGAUGGAGUCGAACGGUGCAGGAAUUGCGACGGGGAGAAAGGAAGCUCGACGGGCACAAUCCGGAAACGCGCGGCUUCGAAGGCGAGCGUGCUCGCCGAGCCCGGCGGGAGCGUCGCCGAUCUUCGCGAUUCACGUUCCGCGGAUGCGUCGCGAUGUGAAAUUGAUACGCGUCCCGGAAAGCGCGGAUGGUGGACGGCGACGACGGCGACGACAACGAUGGCGGAGAGAGACGCCGAUCGAUCAUAUAAAUCAAAUUCGCUGAAAGCCGCCGACACGUGGGAUGCACGCGCGCGGAGAGACAACUGUAUCGGGCGACGUUGCGCAGGCCGCCGCGUUGUCGCGGAGCCGCCGUCGCGUCCCGACCAGCAUCCCGGGAAAAAAGGCGGAUCCGCCCGCGGAGUGGAUUCGGAAUGGAGACGGGGCUCCAUUGAAACUGACGCCCAACAAUUGGAUUACAAAUGGAAGAGAAGAAUCGCGACCGUAGAUGCCGGUACACGCGCCAGGGUGGAUUUCAAAGGAAAACGUGAUUCCAGGUGA
Molecule: messenger RNA, 2211 nt
Organism: Wasmannia auropunctata (little fire ant)
Lineage: Eukaryota; Metazoa; Arthropoda; Insecta; Hymenoptera; Formicidae
Exons: 4
Coding region: 355-2211 (618 amino acids)
Source: RefSeq, a predicted model, not a curated record